UUUGGUGAUGCAUGGAAUGUGUUUGAUUUUAUUGUGGUCUUGGGAAGUUUCAUCGAUAUCAUGAUUUCAGAAAUUUCUCGAAAAGAAGACGAAAGUAAUAAAGACCAUAAUCAAAAAGGUAUUUCGAUAACGCUAUUCUUCCGACUGUUUCGUGUUAUGCGUUUGGUAAAAUUGUUGAGCCGAGGAGAAGGUAUUCGAACAUUAUUGUGGACAUUUAUAAAAUCGUUCCAAGCGCUUCCGUACGUUGCUUUGCUUAUAGUGAUGUUAUUCUUUAUUUACGCGGUUAUUGGAAUGCAGCUAUUCGGCAAACUUGUAUUUAAUGAUGAAUAUAUAACUCGAAAUAAUAAUUUUCGCACGUUUCCACAAGCCGUGCUGGUUCUAUUUCGUUCAGCCACGGGCGAAUCGUGGCAAGAAAUAAUGAUGGCUUGUGCAAGUGAUGAUAUAGGAAAUUGUGAAGAUGAGAAUGAGAGAGGUGAAAAUUGUGGUUCACCCGCCGCAUUUCCGUAUUUUAUUUCGUUUUAUGUAUUGUGUUCCUUUUUGAUUAUCAAUUUAUUUGUGGCAGUAAUCAUGGAUAACUUCGAUUAUUUGACGCGUGAUUGGUCGAUUUUGGGACCACAUCAUCUCGAUGAAUUUAUUCGUUUGUGGAGCGAAUAUGAUCCAGAUGCAAAAGGUCGCAUUAAACAUUUAGAUGUGGUCACAUUACUGAGAAAAAUAUCACCACCACUGGGUUUCGGCAAACUAUGUCCACAUCGAGUUGCUUGUAAGCGUCUGGUUUCAAUGAAUAUGCCAUUGAAUAGUGAUGGAACAGUUCUUUUUAAUGCAACAUUGUUUGCCGUUGUACGAACAUCCUUGAAAAUUAAAACGGAAGGUAAUAUUGACGAUGCAAACACCGAACUUCGUGCUGUUAUCAAACAAAUUUGGAAGCGAACCAAUCCAAAGCUGCUUGAUCAAGUGGUACCACCACCAGGUGUCGAUGACGAAGUUACUGUUGGUAAAUUCUAUGCAACAUUCUUAAUUCAAGACUACUUCCGCCGUUUCAAAAAACGCAAAGAACAAGAACACAAAGAAGGCUCUGGAGACUUAAAUAAUACUGUGACACUUCAAGCCGGCUUACGAACUCUGCAUGAAGCUGGACCUGAAUUGAAACGUGCCAUUUCAGGAAAUUUGGAUGAACUAAUCGAGGAACCAGAGCCAAUGCAUCGU
Contarinia nasturtii (swede midge) is the source of this 1203-nucleotide messenger RNA. Its product is annotated as voltage-dependent calcium channel type D subunit alpha-1-like. Gene Ontology annotation, biological process: calcium ion import across plasma membrane. Gene Ontology annotation, cellular component: voltage-gated calcium channel complex; membrane. Gene Ontology annotation, molecular function: high voltage-gated calcium channel activity. The transcript has 3 exons. The annotation marks the transcript as partial. Lineage: Eukaryota; Metazoa; Arthropoda; Insecta; Diptera; Cecidomyiidae. The record is from RefSeq and is a predicted model, not a curated record.